CUGUUUCCUCACUUCUGCAAUUUCCAGAUAGCACGGAGGCCAGGUCUCCAGACAGACACUCAGAUUCUGCUGCUGCAGCCACUCUCCUGAUACAGGCCUGAGCAGGAUUCUAUGACCAGCAGUCCCUUCCACACAUAGCGAUGGAGGCAAAGGAUUCUUUUCGUGUGGACUCAGAGUUCCGAUAUACCCUCUUCCCGAUUGUUUACAGCAUCAUCUUCGUGCUGGGGGUGAUCGCCAACAGCUAUGUGCUGUGGGUCUUUGCCUGCCUGUACCCUUCCAAGAAACUCAAAGAGAUAAAGAUCUUCAUGGUGAACCUCACCAUGGCUGACUUGCUCUUCUUGGUCACCCUGCCCCUGUGGAUCACCUACUACUACAAUGAGGGCAACUGGAUUCUCCCCAAAUUCCUGUGCAACCUGGCCGGCUGCUUCUUCUUCAUCAACACCUACUGCUCAGUGGCCUUCCUGGCUGUCAUCACUUACAAUCGUUUUCAGGCGGUGACACGGCCCAUCAAGACAGCUCAGGCCACCACCCGCAAGCGUGGCAUCUCCGUGUCCCUGGUCAUCUGGGUGGCCAUUGUGGCUGCUGCAUCCUACUUCUUCGUCCUGGACUCCACCAACGUGGUACCCAACAAGACCGGCUCUGGCAACGUCACCCGCUGCUUUGAGCAUUACGAGAAGGGCAGCGUGCCCGUCCUCGUUAUUCAUGUCUUCCUCGUGUUCAGCUUCUUCCUGGUCUUUCUCCUCAUCCUCUUCUGCAACCUGGUCAUCAUCCACAGGCUGCUCAGGCAGCCGGUGCAGCUGCAGCGCAACGCGGAAGUCAAGCGCAGGGCGCUGUGGAUGGUCUGCACGGUCUUGGCUGUGUUCAUCAUCUGCUUUGUGCCCCACCACAUCGUGCAGCUGCCCUGGACCCUGGCUGAGCUGGACUUCCAGAACGGCGACUUCCACCAGGCCAUCAACGAUGCCCAUCAGGUCACCCUCUGCCUUCUUAGCACCAAUUGCGUCUUGGACCCCAUCAUCUACUGUUUCCUCACCAAGAAGUUUCGCAAGCACCUCACUGAGAAGUUCUACAGCAUGCGCAGUACCCGGAAGUGCUCCCGGGCGACCUCGGAGACGGGCACUGACGUGGUCAUGCCGCUCAGCCAGGUCGCUGCCAACUGUCUCAAAAACUAGUACUUGAUCGUUGGGGCCAGGCUCAGAGGCUUAUCUUCCACGGGCGUCCACUGACCUGGGGGAUGAAAGGGUACCUGCUGUGGUCUGGGCACCUCCUCCCUGGGCACGAGUGACUCUUUAAGUGUGGAGGCUACCUCCCUAAGGUGGGGGUGAUGGCAGGUCCAGACUGCUGGGAAAUCCAGAAUUUCAGUGUGCCCGCCAGCACCUCUGGACACGUGCCAUAAUAACAUUGCCUGGUGACCUAGUCCUGAGUACCUGAGUCUGAUGGCUCUGCGGGCAGUGUCAGGCCUUGGGGGCAGACAGAUUCUGAGCCACCCUGUUCACCCUACCAGGGCAGCGGCCCAAGCCAGUGUGACCUGAACUUUUUGGCAACCACUUCCUUUAUCAUUAUAAUGGCAGGAAUGGGGUUUGGGGAAGGAGAUACUCCCCUGGCUGUGUGGCAGUAUCUCUGGCAAAGACUUUGAGCUAGGAUACUGCCACCUUGUCUCAUUCCGAGGCACAAGGUCUUUGUGACACUUCUUGGGGGAAGGGGCUCAGGGGCACCUUUUCCACCUCAUCCAACGACCUGUCCUGUAUGGCUCCAGAGAAGAUCAGACAUGCCUAGGUGAAAGGUGGGGAGCUGGUCGUCUCUGUACAGGCCCCACUUCAGGCUUGGGUCAGCUCUGUGGGAGCGUGAGAGACCCAACUGCCGCAUCCUGUCUCAACAGUGAACCCUGAUGAAGUACCUUCUGUGAGACAGCUACCCACUGGGGGUGGGCAAAGGCCCCUCAAAGCCAAGUUUGGGGCAUCCAGGGCGGGCACCGUGCCGCUUGGAGGCUACCAUGAGAAAGGACCUUCGGCUGAGAAGUACCUGUGUGAGGGUGAGGCCUCCACAGUGGCAGGAGCCUGCUUUCUGAGGGGGGCCCCUCCUAAUUUAGCUUCCAGAAGGUGAGAGGAGCAGUUAUAGUCCCAAGGGGCAGCAGGCACUUUGUGUUCUGGGUGCAGAAGAGAGGUGUCAGAUUCUCUCAAAGAUCUCUAGAUGCUUGCUUAUGAUUUUCAGUAAAUAUUUUCAAAUGAGUCUCCUCUCACACCCUGCGCCCUUGUGUGUGAAUCUGGCAGCCACAGACCCAGGGGCUUGGAGGAGCCUUCCCUGGUUUCCAGAGCCCAGGGAUCCUUCUGAGACAUCUCCUUCCCUUCCAGCCCCAGUCCUCAUGAAGUGAAAUCCUUAUUUCCUGUCUAUCGGGUUGAUUUUGAUAAAUGCCUCACAGUGGGCCAAGAACCUGCUCGGGUCUGGGAUGGUAGCUGUGGGCUGAACUUGGCUGAUGGUGGGUAGGUGGGUAGUGCCCCAUAACUGAGCUUUGUGACACACAGACCCAGUUUCAAGUCUUGGCUUUGUCACUUUCUGCCGCGGAACCAUAAGCUACAUUUCCUACCUCAUAGGGGUGUUAUGAACCAUGAAUGCUGAGGCAGAUACCUCUUGGUCAGGGUGAUUGCUCAUCCCCAGAUUCUUCCUUUGUCUGAGAAGGUGUUCUCCUUGAUCCUCUGAUGGGAGUCAAAUGGAUGAGAUGUGGGUGUCUGGCUCCAGGUGGGCCAGUCACACAUACCAGUCUGGAGCCGUGCGUGUGUGCCUGUCUACGUGUGUGUGUCUGUCUGUGGGUACGGGAUGGGGCGGGGGAGGGUGGGCGACCGCAGGAACAUAUUGGAGAAACCCGCACUGCACAGAGAGAAGAUGCAAAGGCACAGAGCAAAGCAGAGACCAGAGGGCGACCAGAAGCCUGGAGAGAGGAGGGUCCGGUGCUGCUGGGGCCUGCUGCCCUCCUCCUCCAGGCCAGGCCCUUCUCAAAGCCCAACAACAUCUGCAUUUCUUCCUCUGGGUCCCGUGAGAGUCCCUUGUCAGGAUACAUUCUCUUAUUUUGCUUAAGCCUGUUUGAACGAGUAUCUGUGACCUGCAGCUCAUCUCCAAACGAGACAAAUGCUUGGAUGUUAAAGCACCGUGGUCCUUGGGUUUCAGUCAUUGAUGUGCCCCCCUCACAACUUUUCAAUAUCCAUGUACCAUCCAUCUGUAUGUUUACUUCAUAAAUAUUUUUCUCUGAA
Messenger RNA from Hyaena hyaena (striped hyena), 3242 nucleotides. It is a transcript of the gene PTAFR, whose product is annotated as platelet activating factor receptor. Gene Ontology annotation, cellular component: membrane. The transcript is spliced from 2 exons. Gene Ontology annotation, biological process: chemotaxis; G protein-coupled receptor signaling pathway. Gene Ontology annotation, molecular function: G protein-coupled purinergic nucleotide receptor activity; platelet activating factor receptor activity. Lineage: Eukaryota; Metazoa; Chordata; Mammalia; Carnivora; Hyaenidae. The record is from RefSeq and is a predicted model, not a curated record. The coding region runs from base 141 to 1169 and encodes 342 amino acids.